UUAAGGUGUUUUAUUCCUUAAAAUAUGACCUAAACUCAACGUAUACAUAGAUAUUUUGUUGGUGGCCACAAAAGACUGAAGUAUAUCCACUCCAAAGCCCGUUUCCAGCCAGCCAGCCAGCCAUUAUCCUUCUUUCUUUAUCUGCUCAGGCUCUCUCUCCCCGUCUUCGUCUUCGUCUUCGUCUUCAUCGUCAUCGUCAUCUCCAAUCCAAGCCUGAUGAUCUUAAUUUCCCGCCAAACCAGGAAUGCUUCUUUCCCUACGCUCUGCUCAGCCAAAAAUCCUGAUUCCCAGCCCCGCCGUCUUAGGUUCCCCACCUCCCACCGUGAGAACCUCCGCUACCUGAAAGUCAUCGGCGUCGUCGCCCCGGCAACCAAAACCCAGUCCCCUGAGAGCCUGACCCAAAUCCUCUACACCGUCAACUUCUUCAAAUCCAAGGCCUUUUCAGAUCACGACUUCCCCAGACUGGCCUUCGUUUGCCCGCAACUCUUCUCCCCUACCUUCUGCACCUCCGACUUACAACCGGUCUUUGAUUUCCUAACCCUUGAUUUGGCUGCCUCUGUUGAACAAUCACGUGGGCUGGUUCUCAGAUUCCCCAGAAUCCUGUUUUCCGACGUCCAGCAUUGCUUAAGGCCAACCCUUGUUUACCUUAGCGAACUAGGGCUGGAAAAUCUACAGGUCCCUACUAAUCUAAAUGCCCAUCUUUUGAACACUAGGGUUCACAAGCUCGAAGAGAAGAUUAGGUUUCUCAGAGGUGUCGGGUUUUCGGACGAGGAAUCAGCUAUGAUAUGUGCGAGGAUGCCGGCGAUAUUUGGUUACAGCGUGGAGCAUAACUUGAGGCCCAAGUUCGGGUAUUUGGUGAGGGAGAUGAGGAGGGGCGUGGAAGAAUUACUGGAGUUUCCUCAGUACUUUGGGUUCAGUUUGGAGAAGAAGAUAGUGCCCAGGCAUUUGCAUUUGCAAGAGAGGGGCGUCCGGAUUCCCUUGAGGAAAAUGCUCUUGUGGAGCGAUCAAAGAUUUUACGCCAAAUGGAAGUAAACUGCCGGUUUGGAUUCAUGCUUAUAAGAAUUACCAAUAAAAUAUUAGCUUACCGUCGGUUUUACCUUUAUGCUUUGCUUCACAAGAUUUCAUUUCUUACAUGGCCGAACCUGUAUUCUGUUCAUUAGAAGAGGAAAUUCAAAAUGAAUACAAAAAUGACGAAUACGUCGAAUUCCAAUAGUACUAUUUCUGUUUCAAAAUUCAUCUGAUAUUUCUGAGGAAGAAGCAAUUGAACAUUCAUACCUACACAAUUUCUUUUAAACGGGAAAAAAAACAAAAACACAAUAAAAGCAGCCUCUCCGCAAGCCGAACUUCCAAGUCAAGAGCGACCGGCAUUUUAUAUCAAAGCUAGUAAUA
Molecule: messenger RNA, 1389 nt
Organism: Diospyros lotus (date-plum)
Lineage: Eukaryota; Viridiplantae; Streptophyta; Magnoliopsida; Ericales; Ebenaceae
Product: transcription termination factor MTEF1, chloroplastic
Exons: 1
Coding region: 217-1032 (271 amino acids)
Biological process (GO): regulation of DNA-templated transcription
Molecular function (GO): double-stranded DNA binding
Source: RefSeq, a predicted model, not a curated record